AUGCUGCGGGGUGAGUUGGGCCGACAGCAGCUGCUGAUAGCUGCUCGCGCGCAACCUCGGUGCCGUGCUACGCCUGAAGGUUCAUUGCCUGCAGAGCUUUGGAGCCUGAUCAUGCAAACCGGACCACUCGCAGUGGAUCAGCCCGCCUGGAUUGCGACUGAAGCCGUCAGGUUCUUCGAGGCAGUGCAAACUUUAGGAUACAAUCCGCAAGCUUGGUGUGAUGGUUUUGGAUGUGCCAUCCCCAAAACAGGCGGCAGCCCUGGCCCCAGCGGUCAGCGCAUCAUCAAUUUGUUGGACCCUGGCGGUAAGAUGUUUUACAAGGCCCUUUGGAAUGCCACUCCAGACCAACCGGCUGCGCAUCAGUAUGGGUAUGCUGCAGGUCGCUCCCGACGAGAUGCUAUCUUGCAUGUUGAGGCUUGGCUUGAUCGUCUUCGCUUCAACAAACUGCACACGGCUGCCAUCUUGUUUGACCUGACGAAGGCUUUUGACACACUCAGCUUGCCCAGCACCGAGCAAGCUGUGCGAGAUACACACCUUCAGCCUGCUGCCGAACAGCUCUUGCUUGACCUAUACACCGCAGACUUCGAAUUCGGAGGGGGCACUGGACCACGCAUUUUCCGCAUUGCGUACGACUCAUGCGUCCUUGAAUGGGAGCAGGCCUCCGCUGCUGACGAGAGCGAGUUCCUGGUUGACUAUGCAGGCCAGCAACUCUUUCUGGGCGUCGCAGCUUAUGCUGACGAUCUCAUCCGGAUUGUAAUCGGGCGCAACCUCCAGCAGCUUGCUACCACAGCGUCACAGAAUCUUGCCUCACUUGAGGGCGUCCUGCAACCUCGGAAUCUUCAGCUGAACGAGCGUAAGGGUGAAACACUUUUGUCCUUCAGUGGCAAGGGCGCCUAUAAGGCAGCGCGCGAUGCUCACGCUGGGCACUGGCCCUGCUACCCGCCCAAGCUGGUGGUGAAGUACCUCGGCGCGCAGAUCCAUGCGACUGGUUCCCUCAGCGCUGAAAUACGCAAGCGUGUGGCAUCUGCAAAGGCUGGCUUUGCUCGAUUUGCCCGUUUCUUUAAACGCAGUCAAGUGCCUCUGCCUCGAAAAGUUCUUGUCUUCAAGGCUGUGGUAAAUGAGGCCUUGCUUUCGGCAUUGGAAGUGCGCCCGCUCAGCAGGGUUGAUGAGCGAGCACUUGAGAGUGCUCGCGGGUUGCUCCUUCGACGACUUUUUGGGCGACAGGGAUACGGUGCAGUCGCUGGUGACCCUCAAAACCGCUCCGUCACCAUUGACAGCUUGCGCCGUCGGGCUAAUUUGGCCACUGUGGCUUCAGAACUACGUGUUCGCAGACUCUUGUGGUUGCGCAAAGCUCUCCUUUACGAGCUAGACGGGCAGACCCGCCUUGAGCUGGCGGCGCUCUUCGGAGUGAGCAACAAGCUACACAACACACUCAUGCCCGGCACUGGUGCUCCUUCGCAGCAUGCUCCUCGCUUUCUGCAUCUGCUGUUUCGUGAUCUGCAGUCAGUACUUGUUGGUUUUUCUGGUUUUUCCGGUAACUGGAAAACUUGUUUUCUGCAAGUGUCAGUCGCUGCCUUGCGUCGACUUCGCACGGUGAGCUCCCCCCAAGCUGCCAACGAUGCUGCAGACGUGGUCGUGCCGCAGGUCGAAGCCAACGCUUCUACAGACGAUGAGGCUGCUGUGGCGCCUGCGGUUGUUGCACCACCAGUUCCGGUUUUCAGCUGCCAGCUUUGCGACUGUGGACCUUGGCGCACUGCCCGUGCUCUGCAGGGACACAUGGUGAGCAAACAUCGCUUCCGGCACGCUUUGCAGGACACAAAGCCCGAGCUCCAGCACAGCGCCCCCCAGCUGCAUCGACUGUCAACCAGCGCUCCAUUGCUGAGUUCUUCGCGGUACGAAAUGCCGAGCAUGGACUUCCUGCAGCCGCCAGCGGUGACGAGCCCGACAACACGGGCUCCCAAGCGCACGCGUUCGGACGGGCCUCGGGCAGCGGGCAUGAAUCCUCUCGAGCAGCAAGUCAAGGAACUCAGCCUGAAGCUGGACAAGGUGUGUCAGCUCGUUGUCAGCCACGACCACAGCAUCAGGGAGAUGGAGGCUUGGAGUACUCGCACCUGGAUUUUCGAGAAGGAGAGCGAGCUCUCCACGGUGCUCAUGAGCCACAUGAAUCAGUGGAAGCAGCAUCUACCUCCACAAGGCCAGCCGCAUCCGCACGGCCCUGCCCGUCUCACGGUUGGCGCGGGUCUGGCCAAGUGGUUGUUGGAGGAUCCGGAUCGUCGUCAAGCAAUGCCCAAGUUCACAACCAUGCAUGACGCUAUGACUGGUCUCACUGACAUGCAUAACAGCAUCCAGCUCGCAUAUGUCAAGGUGAUUAAGGAUGGCAGAACACUCCUCAAGCUGCGCCCACAACAAUCCGCCAGUGAUGAGUGGACAGAGGCUUUCACUUGGAUGCAGCAAUCUUUGGCCUCGCUCAAGGCGGAAUCCAAAGAUGCGGCACCGCCUGGCCCACUUGUUCGCAGCUUGACUCGCCGAGACAAGCCUGCUGAAGCCGCAGAGUGA
Messenger RNA from Symbiodinium sp. CCMP2592, 2556 nucleotides. NCBI's taxonomy places the organism in Eukaryota, Dinophyceae, Suessiales, Symbiodiniaceae. The record is from the annotation of a GenBank genome assembly.